AUGUUGGACGCCAUCAUCCCUUCCCUGCAGAACCUGGGCAGGCAGGUGUUGCCUACACUGCCCCUGCUGAGUCAGGAGGGUAAGCGGCAUGAGGUGGGGGCUCAGGGGCUGAACCUUCACCUGCUUGGAGAUGUCUCUACUAUUUGGGGUCAUGUGUCAGAUUAUGUGAAAUGGCAGCUAUCCUUACACAAGGGCGUUCAUAUUCCAGGACUUGGAACUUUCACUUUUAUGAGACAAAAACUUGAUGUGGGAAACAACAAGUUUAUUCUGAUUCAGAGGCCCAUGUUUAUCAUAGCAGAGAAGUUAGUGCAGAUCCAUGGACUCAAACAAAACAAAGUAUAUACUCCUGGUGAUAUCCCAAUUGUUCCACUUAAUUUUGUCAUGAUAUCCCUGGAGGGUCCAUUUAACAGGAAUACAGUGGAAGGAUGUGUGAAGGAGACGUUGCUUUUUUUAUCACAAUCCAUUUCCAUCAAACAAAAUGUGGAGUUUACAUUCAAAGGAAUUGGAGUCCUCAUGAUCAGAGAUGGCAAUGUGAAGAUGAGAUUUUAUAAGGACUACCUUUGUACAGUGGAUAGAAGUGGGGCUUUGGCAAAAGCCCUAACAAAUAGGCCUGGCACUGUGGACUCGGUGUUGUCUAGCAGAGACACCUUCAGGAAACAGCCCAACAGCGUACUUGCAUUUCCAAGAAUUAGGCUCAAAGAGAUGGAAAACAAGUCACCAAUGGAGACCGUUGUAGAAGAGUGUGGAAAGAACGGACAAAGGAAAUGCAAGUUAAAAGACCAGACAGAUAAAGAAGAAGGUGUCAGAGAGAUCUUAUCACCCGAGAGACUUCCAGAUAGCCAAGCUAUUUCCUCUGCCAAAGCGACAGGUGUCAACUUGCCGAACAAGUUUGAGCAUAGUGGGAGUGGUGGGAAGAAUGUGAACCCUGAAAGCUUAUCAUGUCCAGGAUGUCUGAAAAAUGACAAUGAAAUGAAGCCUAAAAUUCCUCCAGCCACUGCUUGCCAGGAUCAUAAUAAGGCAGGACAGGAGAUGUGUUACAUAUGUUUGCAACGAGCACAGCGAAAUUUCCCACUGUACUACAGUGAGGAGAGGAAGAGGAGAGAGAUGGAAGAUGAGCGACUCAUACAGCAGUAUCAGAUGCUGAAAGAUCAAGAGGCUCUCUUCAAAUGCCAGAUGAGAAAUCUGGCUAUUAGAGAACAGAAUCAAAAAAAUGCUGCCUAUAAUCUUGGAGUUGCUGAAGCUAUGCGAAGCCACAAGAAUGAGAAACCUGAAUUUUAUAAAUCCUUCCUAUUUGAUAAACGGCCACUCAGUCCUGAGAUUAAUGCUUUAAGGCAAGAAGAAUAUUUCCAAAGUCUCCUGAAACAAAUGGAUAAUAGACGGGAAAAAGAAAAAAAACAAAGACAAAAUACAGAGUUGAUGGACCACCUAGAACAAGUGCAACUCACAAAGGAACUUGCCUCACAAAGAGCCAAAUAUAUAAAAGAUAAGAUGGAAGAAACACAGUGUUAUAGGAGAGCUUUGGAUGCACAGAUAAAGAACAAACCCCCACAACUGCCCAUGUUUGAGGCAGACUCUUUUGAGCCCAUCUUUGGUAAGAAUGGGGGUGAGAAUGUGGAGGAAAAGCGAAAGCGGGAAGAGAGUUACAUGAAGCACCAGCUGGAGACAGCUGCUAGCCACAAGAGGAAAGCUAUCCUGCGCCAACUGUUGGACCAAGAGUGGGAUUUGCAGAUGCUUCAGAGGACACAAGAAGAGCGCUUGGCAGACAGAAAUGCUGAGCUGGAGCGCGUGAACAGAAUGAACCAAAGCUUACAGGAGGAUUGGGAAAAGAGCGCAGCAAUGAAGAGGCAGCGAGACCUGGAGGAGAAGGCUUUCGAGCGGGCCUCAGACAAGCUCUUCCUCCUGGACCAGUGUGAGAAGUAUCGGCGCUGCAAGCAGUGCCAGAGGAGAACCUCCAACGAGGGAGGGAGCAACCUGUGGCCUCUGAACAAGUACCUGCGUGGCUCCCGGUUCUUUGUGUAAAACCCAAAGUUUGGACCUGCAUUUCCUGGGGAAAAUUUUUACUUUUUUGAUGUUUGGGGAUGAUGGUGAAGCUAAAUGUUUGUACUUUAGAGGAAAAAGUUUAUUGUGCAGUUUUGGUGCUUUCAGGAGAUUGCUUUUUAAUUGCUUAAUAAAUUCACAUAGACAGGUUCUCCCUCGUCUUCCUCCCACCCACAGAAUCCUGCUUCCAUCAGGGCUGGGGAUGGGACCCACC
This is a messenger RNA of Pteropus alecto (black flying fox), 2251 nucleotides long. It is a transcript of the gene CCDC81, whose product is annotated as coiled-coil domain containing 81. The record is from RefSeq and is a predicted model, not a curated record. NCBI's taxonomy places the organism in Eukaryota, Metazoa, Chordata, Mammalia, Chiroptera, Pteropodidae. The coding region runs from base 1 to 2019 and encodes 672 amino acids. Gene Ontology annotation, cellular component: centrosome. The transcript is spliced from 15 exons.